AUGAAUACUGUUUGUUGUUCUCUACACAGGCUACAGUGCUGUAAUCUCACUUCUCAGUGUUGUGAGAGUUUGUCUGCAGCUCUACAAUUCUCAAUCUGUUUCCUGAGAGAGCUGGACCUGAGUAACAAUGACCUGCAGGAUUCAGGAGUGAAGCUUCUUUCUGAUGGACUGAAGAGUCCAAACUGUCAUCUAGAGAUACUGAGAUUAUCUGGCUGUAUGGUGACAGAGGAAGGCUGUAGUUAUGUGUCUUCAGCUCUGAGUUCAAACCCCUCUCACCUGAGAGAGCUGGAUCUGAGCUACAAUCACCCAGGAGAUUCAGGAGUCAAGCUGCUCACUGAUACCCUCAACCAUCCAAACUGCACACUUGAUAAACUCAAUGUGGAUCAUGGAGGAGAGAUCAGGAUUACAGCAGGACUUCGAAAAUAUUCCCAUCAGCUCACUGUGGAUCCAAACACAGCACAUAAACACCUCCGUCUGUCUGAGAAGAACAGAGUGAUUACUGGCACUGACACAGAGCUUCAAUUGUAUCCUGAUCAUCCAGACAGAUUUGAUGAGUGGUAUCAGGUGUUGUGUAGAGAGAGUGUCUGUGGACGCUGUUACUGGGAGAUUGAGUGGAGUGGAUGUGUGGACAUAUCAGUGUCAUAUAAGAGCAUCAGCAGGAAGGGAGGUGGUAAUGAGUGUUGGUUUGGACGUAAUGAUCAAUCCUGGAGUUUGUUCUGCUCUCCCUCCAGUUACUCAUUCAUACACAAUAACAUACAGACUAAACUCCCUGUAAAGUCCAUCAGCAGUAGAAUAGGAGUGUAUGUGGAUCACAGUGCAGGAACUCUGUCCUUCUACAGCGUCUCUGGAGACACAAUGAGCCUCAUCCACACAGUCCAGACCACAUUCACUCAACCGCUCUAUCCUGGGUUUUAUGUUUGGUCUGGAUCAUCAGUGAAACUGUGUUGAUGAAUCAGAAUAGACUGUAGAGUGAUUCUACCCAUAAUACUUUGAGCUGCAUGAUAAAUCAGUAACAGUGAGAUGUUAUAGAGUCUCAUAUAGAGAGCCGUCUUCUCAACUUCUUAAUACUAGGGGUGUAAUGGUAAACAGAAUUCAUGGUUUGGUACGUAUCUCGGUUUUGGGGUCACAGUUCGAUACGAGUUCGGUACAGGAAAAAGCAACAAAUCCCCAAUGCUAGGUUUCUUUUCAUUUAUUUUAAACAGACAGUAGUGCAAAUUACAAUUUGCUCCACUUAGCAGCAUUUAGUCCACCCUGAGGUAGUUGGUAGAGUACAGCCUUCUUAACAUAGCAUAUUAAGCACUAAGCAGUAAACAAAAUUCACUCUUGCAAAAGAGUAUUUGGUUUUAGUAUUUGGUAUUAGAGUUCAUUAGCAUGCCGUGACUAUGGCAGAUGCACAAGUUCAAUAUUACCCUUUUUCAAGAAAUGGAAGGAGAAAAAGGGCCUACUUCACCUUUACACGAGGAGACAGCUAAUGAAGCGGCACUUGGGGCCAGAGGUGGGUAGUAAUGAAGUACAUUUACUUUGUUACAUUUACUAAUUUUUGGAAAAUUUGUAACUGCCUCAGAUGUGCAAGCGAUACAAGUGUAAUAAUAAGCAGUUCAUUCAUAAAAUUGAAUUGAAAAAAUUGAAUAUAAGGUGUAAUUUGCAUUUGUACAAAAGUAAAUCCUCUUUUGGCAUUAAAAAAAACUACUGUCUGGAUUUACUAAAGACACGCAGUGCAAAAUUAGUGCUGAAAAGUCUUGGACAGGGUUGUUUUUGCGGGUGACCUUAUUGCAUAUGCAUUUGUAAGAGUUUCCAUUUCAGAUUAGUAUGUACGAGAUGUUUCUGUGUUUCUAGUAAACUGGUUAUUGCAUCUUGUAUCUAGAAACACAGUGCCAUCUAGUGGCUUUCUUGAGUAACAGGCACAAUCAAUGGAUAUCAUUACAAGUCCAACCUAAAACUACACCAAAACCUAUUUGCUUUAUGCCUCUACACUUCAUAAACAUGAGUCACAAAAGGUCCUCCACCAAUUUCCACCAACAACACAACAAUAAAAACAAUACAUACUAGAUUGCAAUAAAAAUAUAGCAAUGUAGCAGUCAAGCAGUGUACUCGCAACUGAUUAAAAUAGUUGAAGGCAGCGGGAGAACUGUAUCUUUCCACUCAUGCAGACACUUGCAUGUGAGGUCCUUCUCAAAUGCCAGCUGAAUGAGCUGGGCCUUAUGUGUGUGGCGCAAAGAACUUCUGUGAAUACAUUCCUCAAAACUGAAAAUAAUUUUUCACACAUUGCGGUUAAUCCGGUCUUCAAAGCUGUCAGUACACUUAGAAUUGCUACUAAUUUUUUGUGGUACUUUGAAAGGAGAUUCUGUGUUGUCAAUUUCACGUUGUCUUCUUUUUUUAUUAGUGUAGAAAUAAACUGUUUAGCAACAAUACAUGCUGUCUCAACAAUGGUUGAUUUUGUUAAUGACAUGAUGUGCUGAAGUAACUUCGGAUUCAAAAAUGUAAUCACUCUCUGGGUUCAAAGCAAUCAGCGACUGUGCAAGCUGUGUGUUGC
Molecule: messenger RNA, 2533 nt
Organism: Ctenopharyngodon idella (grass carp)
Lineage: Eukaryota; Metazoa; Chordata; Actinopteri; Cypriniformes; Xenocyprididae
Product: stonustoxin subunit beta-like
Exons: 5
Coding region: 1-948 (315 amino acids)
Molecular function (GO): protein binding
Source: RefSeq, a predicted model, not a curated record